AAGCUGCGCCUGCUACCUCCAUUGUGAGACAGGCUGAGCCGCUGCCGCUGCCCAGCGGGGUGUGUGCGGGGAGAGCCCUUCCCCAGCGCCCCCUGUGCCCAGCCGGGAGGACUUUCUCCGGGGGCUGGAACCAGCCCCUGGGGCAGCCCCGGCCUCUGCCGACACCAGCCCCUGAGCCGGAGCCUGCAGCUUGGCUAAGAGCGCUCCCCAGAGACGAGCUUGCCAGGACCCUGAGAUAACUGUAGCUGGACCGAGCUCAGACGGAGAAAAAGAAAGUGGAGCAGAUUUUUCCAGUUUCCCAAAGGUAAUGUGAUUUCCUAUCUGGAACCAGAGGCAGAGCUGUGAAUCUCAAAUCUCCAGGCUUUGAGGAAAGGGAGAUCCUUAAAACAUGAACACAGCAGGUGAUGGGACGGGGGGUGAGAAACAGGAGGAGAAUCCACAGCAGGAAGGUCCUGAGCAAGUGGAACCAUGUGGGACAGUAUCGGGAAAAUCCAAAGGGGAUGUUUCCUUGAGUCCUGAGCAAGAAGAAGGCGGUGAGACUCAGCGCAGGUCAGAGAGGCAGAAGAGCAACCAGCAAAGGAAGAGAAAGGAUGAAUCUACUUGCCAAGGGAGAAGUUUGGAGGAUCCUAGUGAAAUCAUGGUCCAACCACGAGUCCACACGAAAGAGAAACUGUAUAACUGCCCAGAGUGUGGGAAAAGCUUCGCUCAGAUAUCAAAUCUUCUGGUACAUCAGAGAAUCCACACGAGAGAGAGACCCUAUAAAUGCCCUGACUGCGGGGAAAGCUUCACGCUGAACUCAGACAUUAUUUCCCAUCGCUCAGUCCACACAGGAGACAGGCCCUAUAGCUGCCUUGAGUGUGGAAAAUGCUUUGCUAAUUUCUCAUCCCUUAUUUCACAUAGACGAAUCCACACAGGGGAGAGACCCUAUACGUGCCCCGACUGCGGGAAGAGCUUCAAGCGGAGCUCAGACCUUAGUAAACACCGGAGACUCCACACAGGAGAGACGCCCUAUAAAUGCCCCGAGUGCGGGAAAAGCUUCACUCAGAGCUCAAACCUGGUUUCGCACCAGAGAAUCCACACAGGAGAGACACCCUAUAAAUGCCCCGACUGUGGGAAAAGCUUUAAACAAAGAUUCAGCCUCAUCGUACAUCAAAGAAUCCACAUUGGAGAGAGAUCCUAUAAAUGCCCCGACUGCGGGAAAAGGUUUAGUAACAGCUCCCAACUUAUUAGACAUCGACGAAUCCACACAGGAGAGAAGCCCUAUAACUGCUCUGAAUGUGGGAAAAGCUUCAGUCAGAGCUGGGGAGUCCUUAGACAUCAGAGAAUCCAUUCAGCAGAGACACCCUAUAAAUGUUCUGUCUGUGGGAAAAGCUACAAGGGGAAGGAUUCGCUGAAGUCCCACCAGAAAGUGCACACAGCAUAGAAGGUUUUGGGAGCUCUUCCUGUGGGGCACUGGAUCUCAGCCCUCUGGAAGCAUGUUUCAUCUGAGGAUGGUCUGGGCAGGGGAAGCAGACUGGUGGCUGGUCUGGGUUUCAGUGGAGGGUGGUCGGUGAGGGAAAGGGGAGGAAGAAACACUGGGUACUUGGUAGAUGAGUCAUUUCAGGGUCUGGGGGGAGCAGGUGUAUCAGUGGGGAUACAUUUCUGUGCGAGGGGCCCUGCAGGACUGUAGUUUAUAGAAUCAUAGGACUGGAAGUGACCUCAAGAAGUCAUUUAGUCCAAUCCCCUGCACUCAUGGCAGUACCAAGUAUUAUCUCUAAACCAUCCCUGACAGGUGUUUGGAGAUCUUUAAGAACAGGUUAGACAGUAAUGGAGAUUUCACAACCUUCCGAGGCAAUUUAGUCCAAUGCUUAACCACCCUGACAGUUAGGAAGUUUUUCCUAAUGUCCAACCUAAACCUCCCUUGCUGCAAUUUAAGCCCAAUUGCUUCGUGUCCCAUCCUCAGAGGUUAAGAAGAACAAUUUUUCUCCCUCCUCCUUGUAACAACCUUUUAAGCUUGAAACCUGUUCUCAUGUCCCUUCUCAGUCUUUUCUUUUCCAAACUAAACAAACCCAAUGUUUUCAGUCUUCCCUCAUAGGUCAUGUUUUCUAGACCUUUAAUCAUUUUUGUUGCUCUUCUCUGGACUUUCUCGAAUUUGUCCACAUCUUUCCUGAAAUGUGGCGCCCAGUUGGGGCCUAAUCAGCAUGGAAUAGAGGGGAAGAAUUACUUCUUGUGUCCUGCUUACAACUGCUUACAAUUAGUUAUAAAACACCAAGAGCUGCUGAUCUGAAGUGACAGGAUGUCAGUGAUGCUCAAUUUAUUUGACGUCUCUGCAGCUGCAGGGAGGCAGGGGACAGAGACCGGAGAACUCAUAGGAAUACAUUCCCCCGAAAGGAUUUUGCUGUUUCGGUGUGGGCAGUAUGGUGUAGUAGAGCAGAGGCUAUUGGUUCUCUGGACUCCUGGGAUCUAGUCUCAAAUCUGAGUGGAGUGAGGGUAGAGAGCCUGGCAGUCACGGCUCUUGGAUUCAAUACCCAAUUCUGCUAGUGUCCCCUUGUGCGACCUUGGUCCAUUCACUUCCUUUCCUCUCUGUGGGUCCAUUCCUCCCAUCUCUACAAUGGGGAUAAUAGCAGAUGCCCACCUCCGUGUGAAGGCGUUAGGGGUCGCUGAUCAUGGUGUGGUCAGUGGCUCAGGAGGACAGAGGUUCCAAGAGAGGGAAAAUGUCAUUAUUAUUGUUAUUAUUAUUAUUAUUAUUAUUACUGUAUUGUAUUAUUCUCUGAUACUCUCCUGUCCCUUCCCAGCUCUCUCUGUUGGGAGGACGGCUUUCCUGAGUUAGCUUGAGUCCCUUGUCCAUGUUUCAGGCAGGGGAUUAUGCCUGAAAUAGCUUCCUGGGAAGGGAUUCUCCCUUCCUCUGUGGACAGAGGGUGGGAGAGAUGGGGUCUCAUGGGUCUGUUUCAAGUUUCAGGGAGUCUUUAUGUCUCUUUGAUGUUUUUACCUCAGUAGGUUACUUUUUUGCCCAAAUUAAUGUCUAAUAAAACAUUCCUGGUCUGUCCUGGUCCCCCAGGAAUUUCCUUCAUUUUUGGGCUCUAGGGCCAGGGGAGAAGUUCCCCAGACCUGUUCAGUUUCCUUCCUGAGGAGGAAUCACUCCCCAGCCCUUCUGCUGACGUCUCUUGUGAGGGCUAAAGGUUUAAUUUCAGGAGAGGGCCAUGCAGCUGUCAGAGAACUCAGCUAAUUUACCUUCUUCUUUGUGUUUCUGGACCAUGUUGCAAUUUGAAAAAAAACAAGCGAGUGCUGUGUACUUUGCAUGGGUUUUAUUAGAAAAUAUAAUCAAGCAAAUAUGUAGAUUAAACAAACAUAUAACUGAGGCUAAAACUAUUCUAACUUCACUAAACGUAGACGGAGUUGAUCAUGGUAUUGUUUCCGGGUUUUUUUGGAUCAUCGAUUUCCAAUCGAAUUAAUACCGCAGGUACUCAGAUCCCGAGGCUGAUGAAAGAAAGAAUUGCUUUUAGUUAAUCCUGUGGCAGGAGACCAAAGGAGAUGCCUUUAGUCUAACACCCUCUGUGACAGAUGCAAGACCUUGGAAGUAUGGAAACCUAAAAGACUAUUGCAAUGAUAUGUGCCAUCGGCAUUUUGUAUCUCUAAAUGUUAUAUGUACCUCUGGGAAGUAGGGAUUAUAUGAUUGCCCCAUGGGGGAGGAUAACUGAGCUUCUCCAAGAACUAAAUCCAGUGGUGGUUAAUUACUGAAGAUCCCAGGGCAGUUAAACAGCCCAAGAGCAGCACCACUUCCUGGGAUGAAUUGCAUAGACUGGCUCAGACCAGGUUCAAGAGGCCCAGGAGUCAAAGAAGGAGCAUGUGGUAUAAAGGGCCAGCCUGAGCUGAUUGAAAUACCUCAUUAUGAGUUAGUAGCCAAGAGGGCAAAACCCUGCUGGAAGGACUGGAAACCUAAGAGGGUCGCCCUGUGGAAGACGGCUGAUAAGCUAGCAUGCACGCAGACUGGUGGUUGUUUUAUGAUAUGUGUUCUCUGUAAUGUUUUUGUCCUAAAAUAAAUGUACCAUGC
Messenger RNA from Caretta caretta (loggerhead turtle), 4030 nucleotides. The record is from RefSeq and is a predicted model, not a curated record. Lineage: Eukaryota; Metazoa; Chordata; Testudines; Cheloniidae.